Patiria miniata (bat star) is the source of this 1326-nucleotide messenger RNA. Its product is annotated as D(1A) dopamine receptor-like. The record is from RefSeq and is a predicted model, not a curated record. Gene Ontology annotation, cellular component: membrane. The transcript has 3 exons. Gene Ontology annotation, biological process: G protein-coupled receptor signaling pathway. Bases 1 to 1326 code for a protein of 441 amino acids. NCBI's taxonomy places the organism in Eukaryota, Metazoa, Echinodermata, Asteroidea, Valvatida, Asterinidae. Gene Ontology annotation, molecular function: endopeptidase inhibitor activity; G protein-coupled receptor activity.
AUGUCAAACUUCACUUCAACAAACAGUGAAGGCUCGGUGGCAUCUGUCUAUGACAGUUAUGGCGAGAAGCUGUUGUUAGCUGCCUUGUACGGUCUCAUUUCAUUCGCCGGUGUGAUCGGCAACAGCGCCGUCGUGCUUGCCCCGAUCCUCUCCCGCAAACCACGCACCACAACCAACGUGUUUGUGAUCAACCUGGCCGUGGCGGACCUCCUCAUCUGUAUGAGCCUGCCUAUCACGCUCCUGGCGGUGCUGAGCGAAAGCAAGGAAAAGCUACUUAUUCCACCGCCUCUAUGUGCUUUCCAGGGCUUUCUAUUCGUCGUUUGCAUCGGGUGCAGUAUGAACAGCAUCGCGUCAAUUGCCAUCUACCGCACACUGAUCACUCUUCGGACGAACCAAAGCCGUCGGAAAUGGCUGUUCAACCGUCGCGGCCUGGCUGCUAUGGUUGCUAUAAAUUGGCUGCUCCCUUCAAGUGCCAGUUUAAUGCCCAUUGUAUCUGAGGCCGGUUCGUAUGAAUACGACACUAAAAUUAGUACCUGUUCCAUUAACCCGAGCUCCAAAGGCUUCAAAACAUUUGCCAAACUCAUUACAGCCUGCUACCCAUUGCAGUUGGUUGUCAUUUUCGCCAGCAGUGUCUUCAUCGUAUUUUCUGUAAGGAAACACAUCAGAAGAGUAAACUCCAUUCGACAGCAGCAAAUAGCUGUUGUCGGUGCAGUCAUGAAGCUGAACGCACAGCCGGCUACGCAUGGUGAUGGUCAAAGAUCAGCCCAGCCGAUUCAAAAUCGUCUCCUCACUCGAGAAGAAGAGGAGGGGUCUGAUGCUUAUGGGCACGAGGUGAAACCCGCUACCAGGGCAAUUUAUACGCCUCUAAUAGACAUGGAUCCUGCUGAUCCCGACACAAUGCUGACAGCGAUGGAGGAGGGCCAGCGUCUUACACAGGAAUGCGGCCAGACAGUUACAGUCUUCACGACUGACCAGCAGCUAUACAAAUUGGCUGUUAACGUCAUGUGGGCAUAUCCUGAACGGUUCUCACAAUUCAUACCAAGGCUAGGAGAGCUUGACAACAAGCUGUGGGUUGAGAAUCUUGUGAAACCUGUGCUCCUCAUGAUGAUAUUUGUCCGUGCGGAACGAGAGGGUGACUGGCCGUUGCAUCUUUGGGCUGUAAACGAAAUGAUCCCAUACUUCUUCGCCGCCGGACAUCACAACUAUGCAAGAUAUGGCUUGUACUACCUCCGAUCGAUGGAGAGGCUACAGGGUGAAGUUCUGGAAAUGUUCAUGAAGCGAGAAAAUGUGAUGCGUCACAAGAAAGGACUGUGGAAUGGCAUUUGA